CAUACAACUACGACAUCACAAUCAUCAAUGCUAAUGAGUAGCAGUAGCGGUGCUGGCCUUGGUGGUGCUAAAUUAACACCAUGCACACCACGAAUAGAUAUAUCACGCGCAAGUAGUUCAUCGCAUCAUGAAGAAGAUAGUAAAGAUAGUACACCAGAGAAUCAAGAUGCAAUUACAUCAGCGUUAGGUGUUGGUUUUCGUGAAGAAGGUACUUUAGAUUUACGUUCAUCUACCGAAGAAUUAGAUUUUCAAGAUACAACAACUGCACAAAAAUCCAAUAUAAAUAAAAGCCGACCUACAUCGCCAUUAGUAUUUAUUUGUGAUCCGAAUUUUGAUCGACAACGAAAAGAUAGUCAAACAUCGGAAAUUUGUUUAUUAUCAAUUUCUGGUCGUACAUCACGUUUAUCUAGUGUUGGAAGUCAAUGUUCCGAUCAUAGUCGUAUUUCUACAGCAAGUCAUCUAUCAGUAAUGUCUGGCCAAUCACGUUCAACAUCCCCGCAUAAAAUGCUAUUAGAAACAUCUUUUUGUGGUUCUCGUGCUAAUUUAAAUGAUAUAUCUACAUCGUCACAAAUAUCAGCAGAUGAUCAACAUCAUAAAGAUGAUUUACAAGAUGGUGGUCCAGUUGAAGAUGUUUUAGAGAAAGUUUUAUUAGCUAGAAAACAUGAUCCACGUGAAGCAAUAUUAGGUGAAGGUAUUACAAUUGAAAAACCAAUAACAACAAGUAGUGUUGCCAGUCCUCCUGCAGCUCCUGUCAAAAGGGUAUCUAAAUCUGCACCAAUUCAAAAACCAGCUCGUGCAACUAAACCUACCCCAUCAAAUGUAGCAACAACAUCAGUAACAUCUACAGCAAUGCCAAUGCCAACAAUAUCAAUAUCAGAUAGUAAUCAAACAGCAUACGAUUGUAAAUAUGUAACUCCAAAAGGUGAAAAAUUAAUACCGGGACAAACAAUUAAAUCACAUACCGGUACUGAAUUUGUAUUUAUACCAUUAAAAGGACCAUUGCCAACAGAGUUUAAUCAAUCAUCGUCAUCAACAUUAUCAGCAACAACACAACGAAAACGUUCAUCAUCAACCACAUCAACCGGACUCUCAUCGAGUGCCGGUGGAAGUAGGACAAUAAAACAAUCAGAUCAACAAGUAAAAUAUUCAUUAGGUGUUAAAAGUAAAAGUACAUUAAAUUCAUCAUCAACAUCCAGUUAUUAUCAAUCAAAAGAACCAGAAUAUAUUCGAAUUAAAUUAAAACCUGAUCAUAUGUAUAGUGAUAAUGAUCUUGGUGGGGGUGGGGGUGGUACCACCAGUGCUGCUGAUAAACAUAUAACAGCUGAAAAACCUAAAACAUUAAAUUUAACAAAUAAACAAUUGAAUAAAAUAACAGUGUUACCAGCAAAAAGUGUUCAAAGUAGUGGUGGCACAUCUACAUCAUCGCCCCCACAGCAACAAUCGUUGUCGAGAAAAAGUUCAUUAUUACGUAGUCGUGAAACUAUUAGUCCAGCUCAAGACUAUUCAACAACAUCAACGCCAACACCAACAGGUAGUAAACAACGUAGCAAAUCAGCAUUUACAGCAAAACUAAAAGAAACUGACAGUGUAGUUGCUGGUCGAUCACGAUCAAAAAGUCGUGAACGUACCUCGAAUGAUUUUUGGUCAUCAUCACCAAUAUCAACAACUCAAUUAUCAUCAACAGAGAGUAUUGAUGGUAGUGGUCACAAAAAACCAAAAUCAUCAGUAUUUUCAAUAUUCAAACCAAGUUCAAAGAAAACACCAACAAAGUCAACAAAAUCAAAACUUGAAGGUGAUAGUAUAAGAAUACCAUUACAUUCACCAAGUGAAUAUGAAAAUCGUUCAAUAACAACUGCUUUAACAAAUGAGCAACAUGAUAUAAGUAAAUCAAAUGAAACAAUUGAAAAAUCACAUAAAUCAAUAUCAGCAACAAAUUCAGAAGAUAGUAAUAGUAUGACCACUGUUACUGUUAUUGAAGCAAUACCAACAACAAUAACAACAACAGUAAUCGAUGUUAUUACAACCACAACAGCAACUACAUCUACAACAGCAGAGCAACGUAGACGUAGUUUAAAACAAAAUACAACAAGUAGUAGUACAAAUGAAGUUAAAACCACAAAAAAAUCAGAUGAAGUUAAAACCACAAAAAAAUCAAAUGAAGUUAAAACUAUAAAAUUAUCAGGUGAUGUUAAAACAAUAAAAUUGACAGAUGAUAUAAAUAAAAAUAUUAAAAGCCCUGACAGUGUAAAACAGCAACAAUCAAUAACAUCCCCAAAAAUAGCUUCAGUCAUAGAAAAACCUAAGAAAGUAAAAAAAUUAGAUAAUGGUAGUGUAACAAAAAUAAUAGCAAAAGAAAACGGUAAAUCUGAUAAGCAAUUUACUACAACGACAACUACAACAAAACCAACAACUACAACAACAGCAACAACGCCAAUAACAGAUACAAUAACAGCAGUAACAGCAACUACAACAGUAAAGCCUAAAAAAGUUAAAAAAUUGGAUAGUGGAACAAAAAUAACAAAGGAUAAAUCUGAUGAACAAUUAAAAACACCAACUCCAACAGAUACAACAACCGGUAUGUUAUCAGAUGCUGAUAAAAGUAAUCGUAAUUCAGUAAUAUCAACAACAGAAAAAGAAGAAACAUCUGAGAAUUCGGAGCAUGAUUCAGAAAUCGAAUUUAUAAACAAUAAAAAAACAACAUCGAAACCGAGCGAGGUUAAAAAAGAGGAAGUCGUAGAAGAUUAUGAACGAAAAACGUUAGUGUUUCAAACUGAUUCAUUCGAUGAUGAAGAAUUACCAUAUGUACCAACAACAUUACCAUUAGAACGUUCUGUUGCUGUACCAAUUGUACCAAUCAAACAACGUGCAACCUUUGAAAUGAAAACAUGUCCAAUAGAACGACCACGAUCUACAACCCCAAUCAAUCCAAGUACAAUUGAUGAUUAUUGUUAUUAUGAUCAAACAUCUUCGUCAUCUACAUCAUCAACACUUUCACGUCAACAACGAAAGCAAAUUACUGAAAAAUUACGUAUUAGUUUACCACGUACAACUGAUAAUACGACGACAAGUACUUCAUCAACUCUUGACAGAAAAACGCAUAAAUUAAAAUCACCACGCAAUAAAGGUAUCUCAAAUCCUAAAGCAUGGCAAGAGUUUGCUGAUAAAGGUAUUGCUAGUAGUAGUGGAGGUGCUAGUAGUGGUGCGGGUAGUCAUCAAUCAACUCCAUCAUCGUCUAGUAAACAUGAACAUGAUGAUUCUGGUGAUGAUGUACCUCCACCACCUUUACCACCACGUAGUGCACCUAAAGAACAAACAAAACAAUGGAUUAAUUUCGAAGAAAUACCAGAAAAACAUAAACCACCAAAACGUAUACAAACAAUACCAUCUAGAAGUCACAUUGAUGUUCCGCCAGGAGUUGUUGAGGCUAGCGCCACUGGUGUAUCAACAACAAAUAGUGAAAAUAUUAUAUAUAAUUACGUUAAUCCUGAAGAUUGUCAAUGUGAAUGCCAUGAAACAUCAACAACAACUACAACCUUAAUCAAAACACCAACAAUACCACCUGAAGAAAUAGAACCAUUAUUACAAGAUGAUGAUUCUAAAAAUACAACAGCUCAAAAAUUAGUAUAG
Chrysoperla carnea is the source of this 3627-nucleotide messenger RNA. Its product is annotated as mucin-5AC. The record is from RefSeq and is a predicted model, not a curated record. The coding region runs from base 28 to 3627 and encodes 1199 amino acids. The transcript is spliced from 6 exons. NCBI's taxonomy places the organism in Eukaryota, Metazoa, Arthropoda, Insecta, Neuroptera, Chrysopidae.